Molecule: messenger RNA, 1367 nt
Organism: Cylicocyclus nassatus
Lineage: Eukaryota; Metazoa; Nematoda; Chromadorea; Rhabditida; Strongylidae
Source: the annotation of a GenBank genome assembly
AUGCCUAACAUCAAGGUGUUUUCCGGUUCAUCUCAUCGCGAUCUUUCACAGCGUAUCUGCGAAAGGCUUCAGUUGGAAGUAUCAAAAGCUUCUCUGAAAAAGUUUAGUAAUAAAGAAACCAAUGUGGAAAUAGGAGAAUCAGUUCGUGGGGAGGAUGUAUACAUAAUCCAGUCAGCGGCAGGAGAAAUUAACGAUAAUUUAAUGGAACUCCUUAUAAUGAUCAAUGCUUGCAAGAUUGCCUCUUCAUGUCGAGUAGCCGCUGUGAUACCUUGUUUCCCGUACGCUCGUCAAGACAAAAAGGACAAGUCUCGUGCUCCGAUUUCUGCAAAAUUGGUUGCAAACAUGCUUUCGGUAGCGGGUGCAGAUCAUAUAAUCACAAUGGAUCUUCAUGCUUCGCAGAUACAGGGGUUUUUUGACAUCCCUGUGGACAACCUUUAUGCGGAACCAGCAAUUCUAAAGUAUAUCAAAGAGUCGAUCCCUAACUGGCAAACAUCUGUGAUCGUUUCUCCUGACGCCGGAGGAGCAAAGAGAGUCACAUCCAUAGCCGAUCGUCUGAACGUUGAUUUUGCCUUGAUUCAUAAAGAGAGGAAACGCGCCAAUGAGGUGGAAAAGAUGACUCUUGUGGGAAAUGUUCAAGGAAAAGUUGCCAUACUUGUGGACGAUAUGGCAGACACAUGUGGAACAAUAUGUAUGGCAGCUGACAAGCUGGUUGAAGCCGGUGCAGAAAAGGUCUAUGCAUUUUGCGUUCAUGGAAUAUUCUCGGGACCAGCACUGCAGCGCUUGAACAGCUCGAAAUUUGAAGCUGUUGUAGUUACUAACACGAUUCCCCAGGAUGAAAAUAUGAAGCAGUGUCCGAAGAUUCAAUGUAUUGACAUCUCGAUGAUUCUUGCUGAAGCUAUCCGUCGUACGCACAAUGGGGAAUCAGUUUCAUAUCUUUUCUCGCAUGUACCAAUUUGUUAGAAAUCGAUAUUCUUUUUAGAUCAGAUGUCAUCUAAUACUAUCAAUUACUUUCCAUCUAUCGCUUCGCAGCAAAAAAAAAUUUAUGUAGCUAGAACUUCUCUCAUAUUCCUUGAUAAUCCUUAUGCGGCAUUUAGCCAUCAUGCGUAUAUCUUUUAUAAUACAGAAAUCUCGGCCCUUGGAGAAUAUGUCGGUUUUUAUGUCGACUUUAUCGUGCCAUGUCUUUUUCUCAAAAUUUGACUGCUAUGUGGGUUAUUCAAUUUGUAGACUCACGUGCUAGAAUGUCUACAGCGUUAGUUUUCAUACGAGUAUUUUCGUGUUCAACUUUUUGCUAGAAUGCUGUGGUUACGUAAUCAAUGACAAUUUCAAAAAUGUGUGUAAAGUGUUGUGUUAAUGUUGGAUAAUGAGGC